Cryphonectria parasitica EP155 is the source of this 1089-nucleotide messenger RNA. RefSeq lists its product as uncharacterized. NCBI's taxonomy places the organism in Eukaryota, Fungi, Ascomycota, Sordariomycetes, Diaporthales, Cryphonectriaceae. The record is from RefSeq and is a predicted model, not a curated record. The transcript has a single exon. The annotation marks the transcript as partial.
GGCAGCAUAAUAACCUUCAGCAGAUCCUCCAACGAAGACCUCGACAAGAUCCUCAAGGAGCUCACCCACAAGAUCAUCCUGCCCUCGUACCUCUCCGUCCCGCAGCGCAAGAAGCUCUUCCGCUCGCGCUGGAAACACAAGCUGGAGCAGGACCCCAUCGAGAUCGAGCUCGACGACCAGCGCAUCCGCCUACGCCACAUCGACUCGGCCGGCGGCGCUGUGCCCGCCGCCCGCCGCAUGCUGUACCAGGCCAUGGACAACAUGCGCACCACCAACGACUGGCAGAAGCUGCCCGGCCUGCUCGAGGCCCUCUGGUUCAACGCGAACCGUAGAUUCCUGCCGUCGGACUGGCCCAAGAUCGUGAGGAAAGCAGGGCAGGCAGGGCACAUGGGCCCUGUGUUCGAGGCCAUGAAGAACCCGGGGCGCACAGGCCUGAAGCUGGACUCGUCCGAGACGGUGCAGGAGGUCAUGACCGCCGUGGUCUGGCAGGCUGCGAGCGAGGGCUGGACGGCCGGGGCAACCGAGAGGGCGUACAGGAACGCGGAGAGGGUGAUACAGUUCCUGGCGGAGGAGGGCCACCAGCUGCAGGGACAGGCGAAGACGACAUUUGAGAAGACGGACCGGUUCCCGCUACGGAAGGACCCUCAGGUCCUGGCGACACCUUUGUUGCUGGCGGCAGCGAUGGUGGUCAAGCAUGGAAAGGACGGGGAGCACAUGAAGAGGCUGCGCGUCUACGCGCAGAUUGUACUGGAGCAGUGGCCUGAGAACAAGGGGCUUCUGGAGCUGCAUCCGCAUGAGGCAUACGUCGACCCCGAAGGGAUGGCGUACCUGAUGGAGAGGAACAGAUUCCUGACGGUCGCUGCACCGAUCCUGAGGGGGUUUGACCUGGCUGUCGAGGCUCUGGGCGCCGACGAGAUGGGACAGGAGCUCAAGUCGCGGAGGAACGCAGUGAGCGCAGAAGUCCAUGACGCCCUUGCGGCGGUUGAGAAGGGCAAGCGCGGGGCGACCAUGUACGAGAAGUGCUUUGCUGAGCCUCAGGUCCAAAAGACAAAGAAGGCGGCGGCAGCAGCAGCAGAAACAGCAGCAUAA